Messenger RNA from Paramecium pentaurelia, 1428 nucleotides. NCBI's taxonomy places the organism in Eukaryota, Ciliophora, Oligohymenophorea, Peniculida, Parameciidae. The record is from the annotation of a GenBank genome assembly.
AUGAGUUAAGACAAAAAGUUCUAUUUUGAUUUUACAUCCCCUUUUGAAUUGGAGAGACAAAUUGAGAUUUUUCCAAAAUCCCUCAAAGAGUAGUUCUUUAUUCCAAAAAAUGACAAGUUUAAAACGAAGAUCCUUGUUCUUUAGAGGAAUUAUCUUAUCAUAUAAAAUGAGAAAGUAUCAUAUAAAACUAAUAUCUAGCACACUUUCUAAAAAUAUUUUAACAUAACUAAUGCUUUUUUAGAGAUUGUUAAUCAUCCUAAAAUGGGACUUGGGGUAUCUCUAACUAAAAAUGGAGUAAACUUUAGGUUUUAUGGACUUGUUGAAUAAUGGUUUGUUUACAUGAAAAAAUGGUGUAUCUAGUCUCAUUUUUCUAAUGAAUAUAGCAUAAUUAGUUUAAUUGGCAAAGGGGGUUUUGCUAAAGUACUAUAACUUAAACAUUUUAAGGUUUUUAAAAUUCAAAGAAUUAGCGAUAGAAAAGAAUUAGCUGUGAAAGUGUUUGAUAAAACGAUAUUGUAAUGCAAAGAUAAGUUAGCUCUUUUAAAAGAAAUUGAACUUUUACGACUGAUGAAUCAUAAAAAUGUUGUCAGUAUUUAAGAAAUUUAUGAAAACGACUAUUACAUCUAUUUAGUCCAAGAAUUAUAUUAAGGAGGAGAAUUGCAUAAGGAAGUAAUGAAAAACAAAACAUUCACAGAGAGAAAAGCAUUUAUAAUAAUUUAAUAAGUUGUUGAGGCAUUACAUUAUGUUCAUUUUCAUGGCAUACUUCAUAGAGACAUUAAACCUGAAAAUAUAAUUUUGAGAGAAGAAGGAAUAAUUGAUUAGGUUAUCCUGGCAGAUUUUGGAUUGGCAGAUUAUUACAGAAAAGAUUGUAAAUACAUGUUUACUAGAUGUGGAACACCAGGUUAUGUUGCUCCAGAAUUAUUAUAAGAUAAAAUUUAUGAUCAUAAAGUUGAUGUAUAUAGUUGUGGUAUACUCUUAUAUUAUCUUCUUGUUGGAAAGGGACCUUUUGAUUCUAAUAAUUAUGAUACAACGGUGAAGGCAAAUUAGAAUGGUCAUGUAGAUAUGACUUAAUUCAGUUUUACCAAUGAGUGCCUUGAUCUUUUAAGAGGUAUGUUGGAUCCAAACCCUCAAAAUAGAUUCACUCUUGAUCAAGUUAAGCUAAGCCCUUUCUUUAAAAAACACAAUUUUGCUAAUCAUCCAAUAAGUCAUUAAAUAAGUUUAGAAAGCCUAAAAAAUAAAUCAGAUUUAUAGACACAUUCUCUAUAAUUAUCACCAUAAAGAUAUAAAUAAGAUUUAAAAAGAAGAUUUGCCUAAUAUGCUUCUCCUUUAUAAUCACCCUUGAGACUCAAUUCCCCAAAUUCAUCUCCACUCACAGAUUCUUAAUCUUAACAUCAAAGUCCUAAUUUAUAGAGAGUACCUAUUUAGAUAUGA